Messenger RNA from Melampsora larici-populina 98AG31, 1086 nucleotides. RefSeq lists its product as uncharacterized. The coding region runs from base 1 to 1086 and encodes 361 amino acids. The transcript has 9 exons. The record is from RefSeq and is a predicted model, not a curated record. NCBI's taxonomy places the organism in Eukaryota, Fungi, Basidiomycota, Pucciniomycetes, Pucciniales, Melampsoraceae. Gene Ontology annotation, biological process: endoplasmic reticulum to Golgi vesicle-mediated transport; retrograde vesicle-mediated transport, Golgi to endoplasmic reticulum. Gene Ontology annotation, cellular component: COPII-coated ER to Golgi transport vesicle; Golgi membrane; endoplasmic reticulum.
AUGGAAACAGCACCUAAGUCGAUGAUGGAUUUACCAGCAAUUCGAGAAUUUGAUGCAUUCCCAAAAACAAUACCAACUUACAAAGAAAGAUCAAGUCGUGGUGGAAUCUUAACGAUCGUAGUCGGAUUCUUGAUUAUGAUUUUAAUUUGGCAUGAACUUCGAGAAUAUCUUUUUGGAGCAGCUACUUAUUCUUUCAGUGUGGAUAAUACAGUGGGACAUGAUUUAGGUCUUAAUUUUGAUGUGACUAUCAAUAUGCCAUGUCAUUAUCUUAGUAUCGAUGUUCGGGACGCAGUUGGGGAUAGAAUGCAUAUUAGUGAUGAGUUUAAGAAAGAAGGAACUGAAUUUUCUAUAGGUCAAGCAGCACGACUUGAGACAAAUAACGAUGCUGGGAUUUCAGCUUCUAAGAUGGUACGGGACGCUCAGGGAGGAUGGACACGUCCAACAUUCAAAAAAACCAAACCCUUGAUCCCAGAAGGACCAGCUUGUCGAAUCUUUGGUAGUACACAUGUCAAGAAAGUCACUGGCAAUCUACAUAUCACCACAUUAGGACAUGGAUAUUUAAGCUGGGAACACACCGAUCAUCAAUUAAUGAAUUUAACACAUGUGAUCAGCGAGUUCAGCUUUGGAGAAUUUUUCCCCAAUAUGGUACAACCAUUAGACAAUAGUGUUGAAAUCACAGACAAGCCCUUUCAUAUAUUUCAAUACUUCAUCAGUGUUGUCCCAACUACGUAUAUCAAUAGUGGUGGACGUCAGGUUUUCACCAAUCAGUAUUCUGUCACUGAUAUGUCACGUUCAACCGAACAUGGUCGAGGAGUUCCUGGAAUCUUCUUUAAGUAUGACAUUGAACCAAUGUACCUAACCAUCCGAGAAAGGACUACAACCUUGGUUCAAUUCUUAGUUAGACUUGCAGGUAUUGUAGGAGGUAUUGUAGUUUGUACAGGAUGGGCUUAUAGAGGAAUUGAUUAUGCAGCAUCAAGAGUGAUGCCUAAACUCGGAAAGGAAACUUCACAUGGAUAUUCUGAUCUUGAUUCAGGUUUACCUCAUGUUAGUCCUACUAGAACUGCUACAAGAAGAUUUUAUACCUAA